CAACAUCUCCAGCAUGCCACAACUGGGUUGAUGAUGAUACCAAACCAUACAUAUCCGAGAGUGAUCACGUGGUGUGGCUCCGGUUUCCUCGGAGCGGCUCUGUGAGAAACCACGUGACGCAGUUCUCCGUGGUGUCAGAGUGGAAAAGAAACAGGUGUUAUUCCUUUGUAAAUACUGUUAUUUGUAUAUACUGUAAAUGAUGACGUCCAUGGGCGGGAACCGAGCCCGGGGCAGCUGGGAGCAGACACAGGGCCAGACACAGAGCCAGACACAGCACAAGCAGAGGCCUCAGGCCACUGCAGAGCAGAUCCGACUCGCGCAGAUGAUUUCAGACCACAAUGAUGCAGACUUUGAAGAGAAGGUUAAACAGCUGGUUGACAUCACAGGCAAGGACCAGGAUGAGUCCAUGAUCGCGCUGCACGACUGCAACGGGGACGUCAACAGAGCUAUUAACGUGUUGCUGGAGGGCAGCCCUGACACUGACUCCUGGGAAAUGGUGGGUAAGAAGAAAGGAGUGUCGGGGCAGAAGGAAAUCAGCCAGGCAGAAACCAGUGAGGAAGGAAAAGAGAACAGAGAGAAAGGUGGAGAGAAAGAUGCUGCACGUCGUCGAGGGGGGCCUCCACGCAAGGGCCGCGGUGCAAGCAGAGGACGAGAGUUCCGUGGACAGGAGAAUGGCUUGGAUGGUGGCAAAGCUGGAGUAGUUGGAAGAGGAGCAGAGCGAGGCAGAAGGGGCAGAGGCAGAGGGAGGGGAGCUGUUGGAGUAUCUGGACGGAGAGGAGGCAGAUUUUCGGCACAAGGCAUGGGCUUCAACCUCAGUGUUUAUUUAAGGACUUUUAACCCUGCCGACUAUGCUGAGCCAGCCCAGGCAGAGGAAAACUAUGGAGGGGGCAGUACCUGGAACAACACAGGAAGCGUGGAGUUGGAGGAGGGAGCAGGGUUGGAAUAUUCUACAGGGGAGGGACCAAAUUACCCACCCAAGUUUGACUCUGGUCCUGGUCCCUGGAGAUCUGCUACAGAGGAGUGGGGCACUGAGGACUGGAAUGAGGAUCUAUCAGAGACCAAGAUUUUCACAGCUUCUAGUGUGGCAUCGGCCCCUGUGCCUCAAGAGAAUGUUACAAUCACCAAAGGACAAAGAAUUGACCUUGCGGUGCUGCUGGGGAAGACUCCCCCAUCCUCAGAGACAGAAAACACCCCCAUGGAGGCCACCCAGCCCCCCUCUCUGCCCCAGUCUCUGGUUUUUAGUAACUCCAAGCAAGGGGGGCCACUUUCCCAGACAUCCUCUAGCACCCCAUACUCCCAGCACAGCAUGGCCAGCAUGCUGAGUAAGGGAUUUGGGGAAGUGGGAGACCCUAAAGGAGGUAGCACAGGAACUACCGGUUCCCAGUUCCUGGAGCAGUAUAAAACAGCGCAGGCACUGGCCCAGCUGGCAGCACAGCACUCUCAGACUGGACCUCCCAACACUGCUCCUUCAUCCUGGGCUAACAAUGCCUCCACACUGGGGCAAUAUGAAAUGAAGACUCAAUCAGAACCUGGGAUCCACACACCCUUUACAAAGCGGCAGCCGUACCAAACUGCCACGUCAACUUCGUCCAUGUUGGAUGUUUUCCUGCAGGACAAAGGGCUGCCUCCUUCCUCCUCCGUCUCCUCAUCUUCCUCCUUACCGCAACAAACGACAUCCUCACCGCAUGCAGUGCCACCGCCUGCUUCCGCUCUUCCCAAAAUGGCUGCCGUUCCCUCUCUAGGUCAGCAGGUCUCCCCGAGUUCCUCGGAUGCCCAGGGUUCGAGUCCACUGCCUUUACAGCAGCACAAACUCAAACAGCAGAAGAAGAGAACUUCCAUUUCAACAAAGAUUCCAGCGAUGGCAGUUGAAAUGCCUGGCUCAGCAGACAUUUCAGGCCUUAACCUUCAGUUUGGAGCGCUGCAGUUUGGGUCAGAACCAGUUCUCCAAGAGUACGAGUCCACCCCUGCCACAACAACGCCGGGCAACCAAGUUCAGAACAGUCUCUACACAAGUCCCAGCAGCGAGUCGGCUCCAGCUCUGUCCAGCUCCAGCCAAAUGGAGAUGUACGACCAGAGAGCAUCUCAAACACGCCGCUACCCUCCCUCAGUCUCAUCCUCUCCUCAGAAGGAUAUGCAGCCCAAGAAUGGCUUCAGUUCAAUACAAACUACUCAGUCUGUUGAAGGCUCUGCAGUAUCGGUGAAGCCCGCUUCUGAUUCAGUCACGCCUUCAUCCGUCUCCAGCAUGGGCGCUAUGGCGGACAGUGGCUCAGGCCCCACCUCCUUGUUGUCCACAUCCAAUCAGGCCAACCUUAGUGCUCUUGGGCACAACGAGGACCUCCCACCAAGCUCCAUUCCUCCUCCUCAGCACAACAACUCUCAUCCAUCCCAACAGAACAGUCUUGCUCCAUCUUCAGUCCGAACAUCAAACUCAAGCUUACUGCAUCCCAACGUAGACGGCGACUUGAGCCUGCACUCGUCUUUCUCUUCCACUGUCUCAGCUGUGCCGUCUUCAUCAGUCCCCCCCUCCUCUUCCUCCAUGGCUGCUGCACAGGUGUCGCUUGGAGCACCUCAGGCCCCCUCUGUAGGCCCUGCCACAGUCUUGACCCCCUCGGGCCAAGGUCCCGUCAGCAGUCUGGCCAUGGGUUUCAACGCUGCCUCCAUGGGUCCACCACCGACAGCCCCCACCUCAAUUUUAGUCUCUUCAACCUCUUCGACCAUUCCCUCCCCAGCAACCUCUUCCACACGCAGCUCUGUGGCUUCCUCAGGGAAAGCACCUCCAAACCUGCCACCUGGUGUUCCCCCUCUACUGCCGAACCCAUACAUUAUGGCUCCAGGACUACUGCACGCCUACCCUCCUCAGGUGUAUGGCUACGAUGACCUACAGAUGCUGCAAACAAGAAUACCAUUGGAUUAUUACAGCAUCCCUUUUGCGACUCCAACAACAGCGUUGACAGGCAGAGAGGGCAGUCUGACGAGCAACCCUUACUCUGGUGACUUAUCAAAGUUUGGUCGAGGUGAUGCAUCGUCCCCGGCUCCAGCCACCACAUUAGCUCAGACACAACAGAAUCAGACCCAGACGCACCACACCACACAGCAGCCCUUCCUCAACACAGCUCUGCCGCCUGGCUACAGCUACACGAGCCUCCCAUAUUACACUGGCAUGCCAGGCCUGCCCAACACCUUCCAGUAUGGACCUGCUAUGUUUCCGGUGGCUCCUACCUCUUCGAAGCAACACGGUGUGAAUGUUGGCGUGAAUGCAUCCGCCACGCCCUUCCAGCAAGCUAGUGGCUACAGUUCCCAUGGAUACAGCACUGGCUAUGAGGAUGUGGGCCAGGCUUCAGGGAGUGGGGAUUUCUGUAAGGGCGGAUACGGCACUGCCGUGGCCGCUGCCGCUUCUGCACAAAACAAGCCAGCCAGCUCUGUCACCGGGCCUGGAGUCGGGGUUUCUGUGACAUCCAGCAACACAGGAGUGCCGGAUAUUUCAGGAUCUGUUUAUACAAAGACGCAGUCAUUUGAAAAGCAGGGUUUCCACGCCGGGACGCCAGCAGCUUCUUUCAGCCUCCCCUCGGCGCUGGGGACCGGAGGGCCCAUCAACCCCCCGGCUGCUGCUGGCUAUGCUCCAGCCCCCUUCAUGCACAUCCUGACCCCGCACCAACAGCCCCACUCUCAGAUUCUGCACCACCACCUGCAGCAAGAUGGCCAGAGCGGCACCGGACAGCGUAGCCAGAACGCCUCCAUUCAACAGAAGUCUCAGAUCAACAAGUCGGCAUACAACAGCUACAACUGGGGGGGGAACUAACAUCCACUGACAGGACCUCCUCCUCUUCCUCCUCCCGCAACGUUGGCGAGCCGAGAGGAGGGGUUAGGGCUCAUCACGUCUUCUGCGAAACAGUGUCCACAUGUGAAGCUCCCUCGUCCUCCUGCAGAGAUUUCUCUCCCCAGUCUCUUGGCCCAGCCACUCCCUGCAGUCCCGACUGCAGCCAGAGGAGGUGCUGUGCUAAAGAAGCAAGGAGGGACAGGAGGGGCCCAAACGCUGGAGCUGAAGAUGGUUAUAAAAAUUAGGAGGGGAAAUGUUGAGUGUUGGGAAUUUGUUUCGUGAUAACCCCACCCCCACCCUGCUCUCCACCUCUUUUUGUUUCUUUUAACUUACAUGUAACAUAGAACUGUUUUCUAAAACUAGGGACAUUUCCUGUAUUAUAUUCCUUUUAUUUCCCACCUGUUUUCUUAGCUGAAUGGAAAGAAUGAAGUAAUAUCUGAAGGUGGUUGGGAGGGGGAGGCAGGCUGGUUUUCUAUUUCUCACCCUCAACUCACCCCCUCUUUAAUCUUCCAACACAAAAUAUCCAAAAAAUAAUUGCUGUUGAAUGUUUUCUGUUUUCUUCUUUUUUUUUCAUUAUUUUAAGUUUGAAGAAACAAUUCUCUUAAUUAGUAGAGUUGUGAAGUUUAUUUUUUACCAAAUAUAGAUAUAUUAUUAUAUAUAAAGACAUAUAAGUGAGCUCACUGGCUUGGACUGUGAGGAAGGUGUUUGUCAUGUGACUGCGUGCAUGUUUGUACACACGGGGGGGGGCCGUGUUUGUGUACUGUGUUGUUUUUCGCCGAGCACAGGAGUUUUUCAUUAUCCAACGCUUGUACAGUUACCGUUCCCAUGAGUUUUAAAAAAAGACGCUGCGUGAGGUCCCGCUUCCUUUGAAAGAUGUUGGGUGAUGUUUCCAGAGCUCAUACCUCAUCUGCUUUUAUUUUCUUAUUUUUGUUAAGUGUUUUAUUUAGUUUCCGAGGCCCCCGCGCUCCACAGCCGCCUCUCCGCUUCACCACCUGCCCCCUUCCCCCCUGGCGUUGUAAGGAAACCUGCAGCGUUGAAAACUGAUGGACAGAGUUGUGCUAUGGUUUUUCUUUUUGUCAGUGGUUUAUUAUUAUUUUUUUCUUUUUGUACUGUGCAUUUUAAAACAAGAGAUUUAAAUGGAUAAAGUUGUCUUGUACAUAUAUAAAGAAAAACACAAGUACUGUA
Molecule: messenger RNA, 5002 nt
Organism: Girardinichthys multiradiatus
Lineage: Eukaryota; Metazoa; Chordata; Actinopteri; Cyprinodontiformes; Goodeidae
Gene: ubap2l
Product: ubiquitin associated protein 2-like
Exons: 30
Coding region: 197-3799 (1200 amino acids)
Cellular component (GO): nucleus; cytoplasm
Molecular function (GO): protein binding
Source: RefSeq, a predicted model, not a curated record